AUGAAUCACAACGUGAUAGAGCCUGAAACAUUACCUGUUCAAUCAACAAUAUUAUGUGCUUGCUUUCGACGAAGAAAAUUCAUAUGGAUUAUAGUUUUUAGUAUUGUCGCGAUUUCGAUUGCACUAGGCAUUAUAUUACCAGCAACUAUUAUCAACAAGACAAAGGAAGAUACACCAGGAUCAGUAGCAACAGCCACAACAACAACAACAACACCAGCAAUACUAAUAACAAUGGUAGAACCAGCAGCAACAGUACUAACAACAACAACAACAACAGCACUAAUAACAACAACAACAACAACAACGAGAACGACAGGAUGGAUGCAUAGUGGUAGUAUGAAUAUUGCCCGAGCCUUGCACACGGCAUCCGUAUUAAAAGACGGCAAAGUAUUGGCCUGUGGUGGAGCAAAUAGUCCCACUCUAGCUAGUGCUGAAUUAUAUGAUCCAUCAACGGAACGUUGGACAAUUGCUAAUAAUAUGAAGGUUAAACGAUAUAGUCAUACUGCAUCUGUAUUAAACAAUGGAAAAGUAUUGGUUAAUGGUGGAAGGAGUAGUGCUGCUCUGGAUAGUGCUGAGUUAUACGACCCAUCAACAGGACAUUGGACAAGUACAACUAACAUGAAAAGCCAACGAUAUUCCCAUACUGCGUCCGUGUUAGAAAAUGGAAAAGUAUUGGUGACUGGUGGAUCGAAAUCUGGUGUCACUCUGGAUUCAGAUAGUGAUGAAAUAUUUGGUUUACGAACAGAAAAGCGGAAAACUAUCGUUAACAUGAAAAGGACACGAGACUCUGACGCUACAUUCGUAUUACCACAUGGGAAAAUAUUGGCUGGUGUUGAUACUAAGCCUGGUUACCUGAAUAGUGCUGAAUUAUAUGAUCCAACAACAGGAAAGUGGACAAGUACGGGUAGUAUGAAAAGUGGUCGAUCUGAGCACACUGCAUCGGUAUUAGAAAAUGGAAAAGUAUUAGUUGCUGGUGGUAUACAACGUAAUGAAAGUAGUGCUGAGUUAUAUGAUCCAAAGACAGAAAGUUGGACAACUACAGGAAAUAUGACUACCCUACGAAGACGUCAUACAGCAUCUAUAUUAAACAGUGGAAAAGUAUUGGUUACUGGUGGAGUUAGUGAUACUGGUUUGACUGUAUCUACUGCGGAGAUAUAUGAUCCAUCAAUAGGAAAGUGGACCACUUCACAUACGAACACAAUGAAACAUGCACGACAUAUGCACACUGCAUCUGUAUUAAAAAAUGGAAACGUACUCAUUAGCGGUGGAUCGAAUAAUGUUGGUGGUCUUUUAAAUAUUGCUGAACUAUAUAAUCCAUUAACAAACAGAUGGACUGAUAUUCUUAUCAUGCGAAAUACACGAAUGCAACACACUUCAUCCGUAUUGAAUAAUCAAAAAGUGUUGUUAACUGGCGGAAGGAAUAAUCCUAAUUUUCAAAAUACUAUUUCUUAUUUAAAUACUACUGAGUUAUAUAAUCCAUAA
Messenger RNA from Adineta steineri, 1482 nucleotides. NCBI's taxonomy places the organism in Eukaryota, Metazoa, Rotifera, Eurotatoria, Adinetida, Adinetidae. The record is from the annotation of a GenBank genome assembly.